AUGGAUUUGGAUGACCUCUUGAAGAACUCACAUGGAAAACGCACAGUCGAGAAUCUUCAAGAGCGUCUUCCACAGCUCUCGCCAGAGCAGGCGCAGUCAGAGGCUUUGCGAUUCGAGCAGCGUAUCAUUGAAUUGUCAGACGAGAACCGUGCCAAGGCCACAAAAGAGCCCACGGCAGACGAUCCACAAGGCAGCAUUGUUGGCCUGCCGGGCGUGAAAGAUCUUUUGUCGCAACUUAACGAGGGUCCGAAGCAGGACCCCCAGCGCAACCCUGGCUGGGCCAUCGUUACAAGUGCAACGGGUGACUAUGCCCGCCGCGCAUUCCUGUCCACAAAGUCUUCCGAGCUGCCGAAGGUGUUUGUCUCAGCUGACGACGUAUCGAAGGGCAAGCCUGACCCGCAGCCAUAUGCUAAGGGUGCUGAACUCAACCACGUGAACAUUACAAACUGCUUUGUCGUUGAGGAUGCUCCUGCGGGUGUGCUUAGCGGCAAGCGUGCUGGUGCUCGUGUCUUGGCUGUCAAGACCACACACGAUGCCGAGCGUCUGUGGCGUCAAGGUGCCGACUUUGUGGUCGACAACCUCACAAAGGUGAAGGCCCGAUGGUCUGGUAACAAGAUUGUCCUCACGAUUGACUCAGAGCUGCGUCCAAGCUUUGAGUAG
Molecule: messenger RNA, 660 nt
Organism: Malassezia globosa CBS 7966
Lineage: Eukaryota; Fungi; Basidiomycota; Malasseziomycetes; Malasseziales; Malasseziaceae
Exons: 1
Coding region: 1-660 (219 amino acids)
Molecular function (GO): sugar-phosphatase activity; beta-phosphoglucomutase activity
Source: RefSeq, a predicted model, not a curated record